AUUGCAUGUAGAAUGGUUUAUCGCAUUUACGUUACUUGAAGUGCUUGUAAAUAGUCUUCGCUAAUAGAUUUGCUGUUUUCAAAUAAUUCACUAAAGAAGCUCUAUUUGUUUCAUAGUUCCGACUUCACUUUUACAUCAUAUUCAUUUACUUUCUUAAUUUAAUUAAUAUGAAUGAUUUAUUUUUAAGUAAAAUCGUUAAAUGGACAAAAACAACGAAAUAUAAACUAGAUGACGAUUUUCAAUCACUAUUCCGUGUUUUCAAUAUCGCCCAAGCUAUGAAUUUGUGUCCGAAAUUUUUGAUUUACGAUAAAUACAUUACAAAUAACGCGUGGUUCAUUCAUAUUUUGGCUAUAAGCAGUUUCAUUGUGUUAGUAUGUUUGGAUUCAUUCUUCGCGAAUUUCCGUUUAGUAUUAUCAGAAGCGAUGGGACCACCGUUCUAUGGGUUUUCAUUUUAUUUCAUCAGUAUUUUAUAUGAAAAUAUCGGUGUUAUUAUACAGAUAACAAUGAAUGGGUAUUUAACAAAAAAUAAUGUUCUCAUAAUUACGAAACUUCAAGACACUUUCAAAGAUUUUCGGACCACAGAUUACAUUACAAAAUCAAACAGAUGGACGAAUUGGUUCAUAUUUUUUAUUUAUAUGAAUUUCAUUGCAAAUUAUUCUUACUUUAAUUUUUACGUUAAUACUUUUUCUUUUCACAAAUUUUGUUUUGCAUUCAUUAAAAUGUGUUUCGAUUUGAAUAUUGUCUAUACUAUUUUUAUUUUUAAAAUGAUCGGUGACAGCCUGACUAUGUUUAAAGACACAGCCUUCUGUUCAAAAAACAUGAAGCUUUACGAAGUAUCCAAUAGAGUGUACUGGAAUAAAAUGCUAAGAUUAUAUUCGAAUAUUCUGGAUGUUUUCGAAUUGUCCAAGAGGACUCUAAACUUUUUUAUAUUUUAUUUCGUUUCAAAUAUACUUCUUCGUAUCUUAAGCCACGUUCAGUUGGCAAUCUUGAUGAACUCGAUUAACUGGUUACAACACGUUGCGUACUCCAAUAUCGUAAUGGUGCUCCUGACAUUGGCGAAGGAAGGAAUCAUUUUAAUAGUCUUGAUAGCUAAAUGUGAAAAAAUAUAUUGCGUCAUCGGUGACGUACAGACAGCUUGUCAAUUGGCUCUGGGCAAUGCCGCGUGUCCUGAGAAAAGAAGGUUCUGUAAGAAUGUCCGUCGUUCGAGCUCCGCCGCAUUCAGUAAGAUAUACAUAUGUAACAUACUAGCCGUUGACGCGAAACUGGCUGUAUCCCUGAUGUCUGUGACCACUACUUACACAAUAGUGAUGCUACAGGCGAUUCUGAUAAAAUAGGCUAAAACGAGAACUGGUGGUAGGACCUCUUGUGAGUCCGCGCGGGUAGGUACCACCACCCUACCUAUUUCUGCCGGGGAAGCAGUAAUGCGUUUCGGUUUGAAGGGUGGAGCAGCCGUUAUAACUAUACUUGAGACCUUAGAACUUAUAUCUCAAGGUGGGUGGCGCAUUUACGUCGUAGAUGUCUAUGGGCUCCAGUGACCACUUAACACCAGGUGGGCCGUGAGCUCGUCCACCCAUCUAAGCAAUAAAAGCAGGCAAUGCGCAGUAUGAGUACGCAUUUAAAAUAUAGCGGGUAGCCAUCACAGAACACAAGAUAUUUGACAGAUGCCUGAAUGCUCGCCAACGACAUUUUCAAGAUAAGCUUGCAUAUAUGAGUCGUCUAUUAUGAAAGGUGGCAAUCUGUGCAUUUGGACAAAAAAAUGUUAUUGAUAUGUCAAUACAGAUUGAUUUGAAUAUAAUCGUCUCCUUCAAAGAAUACGGUUCAAAACCUGCAUUAAAUAAAGGUUAAUACUUAACCAACCUGUUAUUUAUCUAAGAUGUCGUUCAGAAGAGUUUUGUGACUGCCAAUGGAAUAAUAAAGUCAAUAAUUCGUUUUUCUGAUUUACCAAUAAUUGUCCAAAAGUCACAUUGCCGGCUUUGAUAAUAGUCGACUCGUAUACAAGUAUUCGAAAAGUCGUAAAUACGAAAAUAAUCAGCGCUUGUUCGAACAGCAAAAUCAGUUUCAUUAGCAACUGUCGAAAUUACGACAUAACCAAAAUAUUUCUAUUAGUAUUACUAUUACCUAUAGUAGAAUUAUUUUGUCCGUGCAGUUUGGGUCAUAAAACAUAGCCCAGCUAGGGUGGUGAGCAUGUUGCGUGGGCGUAACGCCAUUAUCGAUAAAUACAAAUAAGUCAUCGAAGGCAGGUACACGGCGGCGGGAUGGUAUACGAAGGGUGGUGAGGCAUUGUUACGAGUCAUUUGUUGUACCUACCUGCAAAUUAUGUACAUACUAGCGACCCGCCCUCGCUUCGCUUCGGAAACAUUAAAACAUACAUGAAACCAAAAAAAUAAAAUAAAAAAAAUAAAAAAAAAGUAGCCUAUGUUCAUCAGGGACAAUGUCGGCUUCUAAUGGAAAAAGAAUUUUUCAAAUCGGUCCAGUAGUUUCGGAGCCUAUUCGAAACAAACAAACAAACAAAUAUUUCCUCUUUAUAAUAUUAGUAUAGAUGUCGAAGAGAAAUGUGAUUUUAUGCAUUCGCUCUCUGAAUUUCUUUAGUGACACAAUGGCUACUUCUUUGUUUUGUACCAAAACGGCAGAAUUUAUCCAAAUAUUUUGCUCGUUGGCAAAAAUAUACCAGCACAAGCACGUGUUAUUGUCAACAAUGUGUUAAAAAUUUUCAAUGAAAUGAGAAUAGAUCCCGGAAAGUUACAAUAUGUUAAUUUCUGCUGUUCUCGUUAACUUGAUGCAGCGAUAUGUGGUGUAAGUGUUCGAUUAGUGAUUUUUUCUUUCAUUUUUAUCACUAACCCACAAAAUGUCAAAACUAAAUACACUAUCGAUAACGCUUAUCGACAACAAUAAUGCGCAUCACUAUGCCCGUCCAUAAGGCUCGUGAGUGGAAGAGAGAGCGAAAUACUCGCUUCACCGCUCCGAUUUUUUAUGAACCAAACUGCACGAACAAAAUAAUUCUACUAUAAAUACAAACAUGAAGGCAUUAAAUAAAGUAAGUAAUUUGUAAUUAAAGUCAUAGUAAAAAAUUCACACGUCUCCCUAGUAAUAGGGAGAUUUUUUUUUAUCUCAUGGAAAGUGUAGGCUAAUUAUGACAAUAAUGUCUGUCAAGUCAUCAAACCUGCUCUUAAAAUAUUUUAAAUAAAACAACAACAAAAAAAUAUAGUUAAUUUAUUUAAGUAGGCGUAUAUACUAUAUACGAUAAUCAUUGCUUACAAUUUACUAUUUAAGUAAUUAUACAAAUGUUUGGAACAUUUCUAGAAAACUACACAUUAAUAGUUACAUAUUAUUUAAAUAUUAAACACAUUGGUUUUGGUAUAAAAAUUCUGGCACAAUUAUACAUUUUUGUAAAUAAAUAAUUAAAUUUUGUCCUUAAUUUUAGGUUUUCUAUAUCAAUAAAUAAAUAUGAACUGCUAAUUUAGAA
Molecule: messenger RNA, 3463 nt
Organism: Bombyx mori (domestic silkworm)
Lineage: Eukaryota; Metazoa; Arthropoda; Insecta; Lepidoptera; Bombycidae
Product: gustatory receptor 62
Exons: 4
Coding region: 168-1334 (388 amino acids)
Source: RefSeq, a predicted model, not a curated record